This is a messenger RNA of Cladophialophora yegresii CBS 114405, 1842 nucleotides long. RefSeq lists its product as uncharacterized. NCBI's taxonomy places the organism in Eukaryota, Fungi, Ascomycota, Eurotiomycetes, Chaetothyriales, Herpotrichiellaceae. Gene Ontology annotation, molecular function: zinc ion binding; DNA binding. The coding region runs from base 1 to 1842 and encodes 613 amino acids. Gene Ontology annotation, biological process: DNA-templated transcription. The record is from RefSeq and is a predicted model, not a curated record. The transcript has a single exon.
AUGGCUCCGCGCUGCUAUUGCUCUGGCGCAUCGUGUACUAAUCGGUGGCGAAGCAACACCACCGCGAAAACCCAGAUCGAACAGCUUCAAGCCCGCAUUACUCAGCUGGAAGCGGCGCUCGAACAGUCACGCGCGCAGAACGGCGCGCCGCUUCCAGCUUCACAGGAUUUGCCUCCAGCGGCCAUCAGCAAUAACACCCCGACGCCUCUUUUCACCGGCCCACAGAACAACAACAUUAUCUCGAGACUAUGCCAGCGGCAGUGGCAGCUGAACAGCGACGCCGAAGGCCAGUACAAGUUUUUCCGCCCCACGUCGAGCUUGCACCUCACCGAAAGCGUUUCCCUGUCCGUCCUGGGCGCGUGGGAGGAGUCGCCCGUGACGGACGACGCCCUGACCAUUGACGACAUCGACGACGAGACUCAAUCCCAUCUUCUGGACCUCUACUGGCACUACCAACACACCAGUCUCCAGAUAUUCCACAAGCAAACCUUCCUUAAUGCCCGGGCCGCUAGACACCCCAAGUAUGUAAGUAAGACCCUACUAUACUGUAUAUUUGCGUGCGGUGCGCGAGUGUCGCCGCGCCCUGCGAUCAAAGCAAUGGUCCUACCCGAGGGCGAUGAUGACCUGGACGACAACCAGCCACAUCUCAUCGCGAUGAUUACAAAGCAUAUGGAGGAGGAAUUAAAGCGGCCCCGCAUUACCACGAUACAAGCACUUUUACUGCUGUCAUUCAUCUACUGUGCACUGGGCCAAGACACGAAAGGCUGGCUCCUGACUGGCCAUGCGUGCAUGUUGGCCAUCGACUUGGGCAUUCACAAGAACCUCGUAACCCCGACAGGGGCACCGGCGCCUUCGCCCGAGGAGCUGGUGACCCGACAGUUGACCUACUGGGGCUGCAUGAUGUUUGAUAGAUUCUGGGCCCUGUACCUGGGACGCCCAGCCUGUCUAAAGGCGGACGGGUCGUCUUUGGAUUGCGCCCCAUGGGUCGAAUUGGAAGAUCCCUGGGAAGCUCGCAUGGCUCGUGCCUGGGCCACGCUGGUCAAAACCACGGGCGACAUCUGCGAGGCCCUCAACUCGGAGGGCUGCACCCUGGAGCGGCUCGAGCAGCUGGACGGCCAACUCCAGUCCUGGCACGACAAUCUGGACGAGUCGAAUCGCUAUCGCAAAGACACGUCCCCGUCCGUCGUGACCAUGCACCUACAGUAUGCCGCCGGCAAGAUCCUACUCCAUCAGCCAAAUGCCAAGUUUGGCAGUCGUUUCACCGAUCUCGACAGCCGAAGCUCCGACUCUAGGAGACAGUGCGUGCAUUAUGCCACCGAGGUGGCGCGAUACCUGCAAGACUAUCGCUUGAAACACGGGGAUGGCUCGUCCCUUCUCGGGAUCGCGCUCCACUGCAUCGCCACUGCUGUAACAACACUCAUUGCGUCCAUUGCGGAGCGAGGCUCGGACAAACGGGCGCUCGAGUUGUAUUCACUCAAGAUCUGUGUGCGGACUCUGAGCGAGAUGGAAAAGUCCUACCUGGUCGCGCGGAGGGUGAGAAAAAUCACCCAACUCAUUAUCCGAGUGUGCCACCUAGAAAAGGAAUACCAGUCCAGCCACGACUUGCCAACACCGGUCUCGACCGAUCAACACGACUGCCCGGACCCGCAGAUUGACGGUGGAGCAACGAUGCAAGACCCCUCGCUGACUGGAAGUAGCAUGUUUGCCCAAGCGGCCAUGACCAGCUACAGUCCUUUUUCUUUUGACGAACUCAUGCCAUUGUCUGCACAAAUGGACAUCUUUCACACGUUUGAUACCGAAAUGGAGACUGGACAAAGGGCGUUCUCGGGAGCCUUUGGCUGA